This is a messenger RNA of Syngnathoides biaculeatus (alligator pipefish), 1199 nucleotides long. Its product is annotated as surfeit locus protein 1. Gene Ontology annotation, biological process: mitochondrial respiratory chain complex IV assembly. The record is from RefSeq and is a predicted model, not a curated record. The coding region runs from base 1 to 975 and encodes 324 amino acids. Gene Ontology annotation, cellular component: mitochondrion; membrane. Lineage: Eukaryota; Metazoa; Chordata; Actinopteri; Syngnathiformes; Syngnathidae. The transcript is spliced from 10 exons.
AUGUCUUUCAGUAAGUCGCACAUGCGAACACGCUUACGUAGCUGCCUCAGUGGGUUAACUUUGUGUCGGGAUGUUUCGUUAAAAUCUCUUCUCGUCUCUUACAACAGAGCAUUAACGACUUUAAAACAUACGAAUGUCGUUCACGUCAAGAGAAGUCUUUUUCUGCGUAGCUCGCCUCACCUCGCACGUACAGAUGCCAGAUGGAUUGUUCGGCGACAUUCGUCCAGUUCAGUGGCGGCGACCGGAGAAGAUAAUUUCCUCAAAUGGUUCCUGCUGCUGAUCCCGGCCACCACGUUCGGCCUCGGUACCUGGCAGGUGAAGCGACGCCAGUGGAAACUGCAGCUGAUCGACGACCUGAGCCGACUGACCGCGGCCGAGCCCGUCCCGCUGCCCGCCGACCCCCUGGAGCUGACGGGCCUGGAGUACAGGCGGGUGCGGGCGCGCGGGCGCUACCAGCACGACAAGGAGCUCUACGUCCUGCCGCGGUCGCCCGUCGACCCCGAGAAGGAGGCCAGGGAGGCGGGGCGCCUCUCGUCCAGCGGCGAGACGGGCGCCAACGUGGUCACGCCCUUCCACUGCACCGACCUCGGCGUCACCAUCCUGGUGAACCGAGGCUACGUCCCCAAGCAGAGGAUCAAACCCGAGAGCAGGAUGAAGGGCCAGGUGGAGGGUGAGGUGGAGGUGGUCGGGGUCGUCCGGCUGACGGAGCCCCGCAAACCCUUCGUGCCCAACAACGACCCCGACAGGAACCGGUGGCACUACCGCGACCUGGAAGCCAUGUCGCACGUGACGGGGGCUCAACCCAUCUUCAUUGACGCCGACUUCGCCAGCACAAUCCCGGGGGGGCCAGUGGGCGGCCAGACGAGGGUGACCCUGAGGAACGAACACAUGCAGUACAUCGUCACCUGGUACGGCCUGUGCGCAACCACCGCUUACAUGUGGUAUGCAAAAUUCAUCAAGAAGAUUAAAGUGUAAGAUGUUACAUUUGUCUGUGGAUCUGAAAUUAUGCGAGAUUGGAUCAUUUCACACAGCAUAACUGAUAGCACUGCCUGGGAAUCAUUCAGAAAAAUGGAUUGUGGUGGGAGAUUAAAAAAAAAAAAAAAGCCUAAUUCUCUCUAAUUCAACCCGUUCAUGAGUGGGUGAGUAAAUAUUUACAUUUCUGGAAAUUAACAUUGAAAGGCCUGCACAAAUUCCACAAG